Messenger RNA from Dendroctonus ponderosae (mountain pine beetle), 1217 nucleotides. Its product is annotated as sphingomyelin phosphodiesterase. Gene Ontology annotation, molecular function: acid sphingomyelin phosphodiesterase activity. Gene Ontology annotation, cellular component: lysosome. NCBI's taxonomy places the organism in Eukaryota, Metazoa, Arthropoda, Insecta, Coleoptera, Curculionidae. The record is from RefSeq and is a predicted model, not a curated record. Gene Ontology annotation, biological process: ceramide biosynthetic process; sphingomyelin catabolic process.
CCUAAAAGACUGUGACAGAUUUCAAAAAUGACGAUGGCAUCUUUUUGGUUUUGGCUGAAAAAUGGCAAAAUUUUAUAAAACCGCACUAAAAUUCGAAGGUGUAUGUUAAUAUGGGUUUUUAGUGGACAGCCUUGAGUUUUGCACUGCACGCGCCCAUCCACCAAGCCAUCCUUAAUUGCCGCUCAAGAUGGUUCCAACGGUUCGCUAAAAUCGCAACUUCUGCUAAUAUUUACGGGUGAAAUGAACGCGUUCACACGCACAAUUGUGAUCACAGGGUUGUUGCUGUUGUGUUGCCUGCUGACCGUUUCGCACCUCAUUGGAUGACCGACCCCGAUCAUUCAGUAUCGUGCCUUUACCAGAAGAUCGGUGCUUCAUGGUCCGGAUGGCUUCCAAAGAAUACAGAAGAAACAAUCCACCAUGGGGCCUUCUAUUCAGUUUUACUUCGGCCGGGAUUCCGGUUGAUUUCCGUCAACACCAACUAUUGCCAUUCUUUAAGCUGGUGGCUUCUGGUCAACAGCACUGAUCCAGCCAGCGAACUGAAGUGGUUGAUAGCAGAAUUGCAGAAGGCGGAGAGUAACAGCGAAAAGGUUCAUAUUAUAGGCCAUAUAGCGCCCGGUAGCUCGGACUGCAUGAAAACCUGGUCCAGUAACUUUUACAACAUCGUAAAUCGCUAUGAACACACGAUAAAGGCGCUCUUCUAUGGCCAUAGUCAUGCCGAUGAGUUUGAGGUGUUCUACGAAGCCACCGAUUUCAGCAGCAGGGCGACUGCAGUGGCCUAUCUGGCACCGUCCGUAACAAGUUUUACCAACUACAAUCCAGCGUUCCGCAUUUACUACGUGGAUGGCGAUCAUGAGAAUACCACAAGGGAAGUUUUGGAGCACGAAACGUGGACGUUCGAUUUAGACACCGCAAAUCUGCCAGGCAACGAACCCAAUUGGUUCAAGUCGUACUCUGCUACCGAUGAGUUUCAACUGAACAGCUUGAGGCCGAACGAGUGGAACAAUUUAAUCGAAAGAAUGAUCCAAGAUGACGAACUGUUUCACAGGUUUUACCGGAAUUAUUAUAGGCAUUCCCCAACAGCUCCGCCGUGCGACUCAAAGUGCAAGCUGCAAAUUUUGUGCGAUUUAAAAUCGGCCAAAUCGCACACGAAACACCAACUUUGCCAUGAGCUCGAAACUGCCUUUCAAAUGUGAUUUUUUAAUAUAUUUUUUCCAGAA